UUCCGAUUAACGAUUUCGGAUUUCGGAUCUGUCUGAAACGAACGAGUUUGGGCUUCUCAAUUCUGUGGCGGCGGUGAAAGAGGCUGACGGAAUUUAUUUCUCGGCGGCCGUUAAAAUAAUGGAGGCGGAGGAUAAGAAGACGAAGAAGAAGAGAAAUAAGAAGAAGAAGAACAAUAAGGCCACCGACGAUAUCCCUGUCUCGGAGAACGGCCAAGUUUCCACCGCCGCCGCUGCCGCUGCCGCAUAUACUAUUUACGACGGCGUCCAAACCUCCGGCAACGGUCAGGUUUCAAAGGCCGCCGAUAAUGCUGUAGAUUCGAAUAAGCACGAGGCCAACGGCACCGAACGUUCGUUAUUAGCUGAAUCUGAGAAUAAGGAUUGGCUUCAAAGAGAGGCUAAGCUAGAAGAAAUGAUCAAGGAGUUUGAAAAAGAAAAAGACUUGCAAAUGCACAAGGAGGCUACGUUAGAGGGUACUAUUAAGGAAUUACAGAAUGAAAAGGAUUCACUUAUACAGAAAGAGGCUAUGUUAGAAGGCACCAUUAAACUAUUACGGGAUGAGAAAGAUGCGCAUAUGCAAAAAGAGGUCACAUUAGAAGAUACAGUUAAACUUUUACGAGGGGAAUCUCAAUCACUUAUUCAGCAAGAGGCCAUCCUACAGAAGGAAGUUAUACAAUUACGGAGUGAAAAAGAUUCUUGGAUGCAAAAGGAGGUUGGGUUGGAGGAGAAAAUUAGUCGAUUAGAAGACAAAAAAUCCACUUUGGAUUUUGAAGAGGCAAGCUUACAUGAAAAGAUUAAACAGCUACAGAGUGAUAGAGAUACCUGGAAUCUAAAGGAGGAUUUGUUUAAAGAGAUGAUAGCAACUCAAAAAGAUACUAUUGCUAAACUACAAGCACAGGUGUUGGAAUUGGAACAAUCCAGGAAUAAUCUUGUAGAAGAAAACCAACAACUGAUGGGAAAUGUAUCUAAUCUAGAGCUGCAAAUAAAGGAUCGUGAGAGUGUUUCCUCUAGUCGCUCAUCAGUUGAAGGUGCAAAGCAUGUUUCAGAACGUGAAGAGCUGAACUCUCAGAUUGAAGCAGCAUGUGCACUGGUUGAGAAAUUAAUUACAGAGAAUGCCGACCUUGUUGAAAAGGUGAAUGAAUUGUAUGUUGAACUUGAACGGCAUUCUGCCAAAGAUGGACAUUCUUUAACUACAACAUCUGUACCUGUUGAAACUGCCGUUACCAUCAGCCCCAUGUCUAGAUCUGGUGAGGAUAUGUCUACAUCAGGCCAGAAGCUUUAUUCCUCAGACGUUGUGCCGCCCAAAGUGGAGACACAGAGUAAUGGCAACAUGGAUUCUCAGGCUGCGUCAUUGCAUAAUAAUGGUAAUUUGGAUAUUCAGCAUCCUGUAUCAGUGCCAAAUUCACCCAUAUCCUAUGAAUCCAGUGAGAGUGAAAUUGUGCAAAUUCCUUUGGAUGCCAAUGAAGUCCUGGAUCUAGAUUUGCAGUCUGCUACAAAGGUUAACAAUGAAGCUGUCUCAAUUACAGAUGCUCCCCUAAUCGGUGCACCUUUCCGGUUAGUGUCAUUUGUUGCUAGAUAUGUCAGCGGCGCUGACUUGGUUAACAAAAGUUAGUAUUAACUCUAGCACGUAGCUUUUACACUGCCAUGAACAUGGGCAUAGCCCACAUUUUUGCUGAAAGAAUGAAAUGCAGUUCUUUUAGAGAUCAAGGUGGGGACCUUUUAUUCCGCCCCAUCAUCUUGUUGAACUAUCGUAAAAUGUACUUACAUUCAGGAAACAGAGUCAAAGGAAAUACUCAAAUUUCAUAGUGAUU
Messenger RNA from Argentina anserina (silverweed cinquefoil), 1808 nucleotides. RefSeq lists its product as uncharacterized. The coding region runs from base 119 to 1609 and encodes 496 amino acids. Lineage: Eukaryota; Viridiplantae; Streptophyta; Magnoliopsida; Rosales; Rosaceae. The transcript has 13 exons. The record is from RefSeq and is a predicted model, not a curated record.